AUGAAAUUUUAUAAAUGGGCAGUGAUGAACACUGUGGUGACGGGCUAUAUCUGUGAUCUAACCGCUUCAAUCGUGGCUCCAAUCCUCAUCGAUCAAUAUAUUGGUUACUAUGUCUGUUCCCCACUUCCCUUCCAUCCACUUGUUUUUCAUUGCAUUGGUAUAUCCCUCAUCAAACUGGGCGCCGAUGCGUGGCUCGGAAUCCCUUUUGUCCUGGUAACGCUCAUGUUUGCCUCAUUCAAAUCAAUCAACGGUCACAAUUGGCUUUUGUCAUGGAUGUCUGGAGUAAUCGGAAAGAGAUUAACAACAUUGGCUCAAGCAUUACUUCCUUCGCUUCAACGUAAUUCAACUCAAAGCCACGUCUCACCACAAACCAUUCAAAUGCAGAAGCAAUUGUUUACGGUUAUGGUUGGACAGCCCUAUCGACAAGCAUUACUGAAACUUUUUGGUCUUUCCAAGCAUCAAUUCGUCGCCGUUCGACCCUCGCGGAGCAUUUGCAUUCUGGAAUUGAGCGAUUGUCACAACGGGAGCCAAGUUCAU
Molecule: messenger RNA, 537 nt
Organism: Mesorhabditis belari
Lineage: Eukaryota; Metazoa; Nematoda; Chromadorea; Rhabditida; Rhabditidae
Source: the annotation of a GenBank genome assembly